This is a messenger RNA of Lethenteron reissneri (Far Eastern brook lamprey), 9011 nucleotides long. RefSeq names its product olfactomedin like 2A (gene OLFML2A). Lineage: Eukaryota; Metazoa; Chordata; Hyperoartia; Petromyzontiformes; Petromyzontidae. The record is from RefSeq and is a predicted model, not a curated record. Gene Ontology annotation, biological process: signal transduction.
UCGUCAGCAUCGGUCAAUCUGCCGUUGGGUGAUGGCCGUUCCGCAAGCCGUCGCCGCCACCUCUCGUGAUCCUGCGGUGCGACAAUCCACCCGGCGGCCGCAAGCGAACUGACCCUGGUCGUUCCGUCUCUUCGGCGGACGUCGCUCCUCGGAUGCCGUUCCCGUGCCUGGAUGCCGCUCCGUGAUCGUUUUCGACCACCGUCCGUCGCGGGCUGUUGGCCAUCCGUCGCGUCCUGCUCAAGCUCGCUCGCUCGCUCCUCUAAUGAGUCGGGGGAGGACGUCGCGAACCUGCGUCCGCUCUCUCAUCCCCGCGCGCGCUCCUCUCUCUGCCUCUCGGUGCGAUUCCCACAAGUGUGCGUCUCUCUCUCUCUCUCAAACGCCUCGGCCACUCCAAAGUGCCUAACAUCGUCACAUCGUGUCUCGUCUGCAGCGUUAAAAGGGUUGCACCCCUCCCCCUCCCCCAGUGCCAGCUGUACAUGUGCAGAACAAGGUGACUCGGUGCCGACCUGCAAGUGGACAUUAGUCUGCCAGUAGGGGGGCGAUUAUUGCUGUGCAUUGCUCCACCUGAGUAAUUGUCCAUAUUUGGCAAAAUUUGGAACAGUGACGCUGGCACAGAAUGGCCGACUCUUUUUUUCAGAAAACAUCGUGCGUAUGUUUAACUUCUUUCGCACCGUACGUAGCCAACCGUGCCAACGACGCGUACUCACGGUCAAUGCACAGUGCCGCGGUGUUAAGCAGGGUGGCCUGCCAGAUUCGAACCGCGAACCGUUGCCAUGAGCAUCGAAGGUGCUGGCGCUUGGGUUGAUCACGUGAUUGGCUUGCCCUAUAGUGGUAGAAUUUGUGUGAGAAAAAGUGUUACCCUUCCAUUAGCUAUGAGAGUGGAUCCCCAACUUUGAAUGCCCCAAGAACACCAUCAACCCUCAAAAUGUGGUGUUUUUUCGAACAAAACAAAAAAAAUCGUAUCUGCAAUGGUCCCUCGGACCUCUACCCACGGCCUUGUAUGUGUGCAUGUUGAACUUCGUUUGCACCAUACGUAGCAAACCGUGCUAAUGGGAUGUGCGGGGGAAGGACAACAAACUAAAAAGAAAGAGCAGUUCUAAAGAAAUGAUUUUUCAAUCUGGAUUUAAAUUGCAUAUCUCCCAGUGGCUCCCGAAUAUCGGAAGGAAGAGCGUUCUGGUAUUGGUUGUAAUUGGCUGUAAUUGGCCACGGUCAUUUACGUUAUGGCAAGCUUCGGGGCCACUUCCUGGAGUCGUGGAGUUCUUCCAUUACUAGUACGGUACAUUACUUACAGGGUGUGUGUGUGGUGGGGUAAGAAUGAUUUUCCCUUCAACGCCUUUUUCCGGAACGCAUCUCUUAACCAGCGCGUUAAACGAGGACUCCGCUGCCACUGGGUAUCCCAAAUCGCAAAGGUCGAGGAUGGCCACGAACCGCCACAAGAGGUCGCAAUCAAUCUGCUGAGUUGUAAGUAGCCAGGGGAUUCGUGCGUCUGGACAGGGGCCAGCAGCAGUAGCAGCUGUGGUAAGUUUUUAUAUCUGCGUAGCAGCAAGGCGGAGGGGAGAGUGUUGGGACUCCCACCCCUCGUAUAUAAAACACGACACAGACACGCACACACAGUCUCACGCACACACACACACCGUGAUUAUGUGCGUGGCACGCCUUCGUAAUAUUGGACCUUUGCUCAAUUUGCAAAUUACGAAGCAGCAAAAGGCCUCGAUUGUGUUGGCAAUCUGAAGCGCCAGCACCGCCACGAUCCGAGUGGUCGCCGCCGUCUCUCUCUGAGCGGUGUCGUUUUUGUUGGAGCGAUUCGUGGCGUGGGCGUGUGGGUGGCUGGAUCACCAAGAUGCAAGCCCUGUGGGUGCAGGUGACUCUGCUGCACCUCCUAGCAGUGACGGCUGCAGCGCAGCUGAUGUCGGAGCAACCGAACCUCGUGCGCGCGCAAGCCGAGGGCGGCAACUGCCGCUGCAAGUGCGUGGUGCGUCCGCUGGGACACGGCGCUUGCGAGCGCCUGCGCGCCGCCGCCGCCGCAGGAGGCAGCGGCCGCCCCGUCGACUCGUACGCCGUGGAGACGGUGACGGCGGGAGGCAGCGACUGCCGCUGCUCUUGCUCCGCGCCGCCCGCCUCGCUCAACCCCUGCGAGGCCGAGUGGAGGUUCGACCGCCUGAAGGCGCGCUCGCCUGACCUCGCCAAGCUGUCCUCCCUGUCGGAGAUCCUGGAGGGGGCUCUGUACAGCGUCGACCUGCUCAAGAUCCACUCGUUCGUGACGCGCCUCACGCAGCAGAUGACCAAGCUGGAGGAGGCCGUGAACGUGAACCUGACGCGGGAGAACGAGGUGAUCAAGGAGAGCAUCGGGCGCCUCAACGGGCAGAUGCACAAGUACGAGAACUACACGGACAUCAUCCUGGGCAUCAAGAAGGAGAUCUCGUCCAUCGGCCUGGCCCUGCUGCAGAAGGACUCGGCGAGCACCCAGGACGUCCGAGCCCAGGACACGGCAGGCCCGGCUAAGGCGGCCGAGGCCUCCAAGCCGGCGCACGGCAAGGCGGUGGCGGCGGCGGCAGCGGCCGCCUCCAAGAAGCAGGAGGCCGCGGCGAAGGUGGCGCGGGAGAAGGAGAAGCGGGGGAAGGAGACGACGGGGAAGACGGGGGUGCAGCCCCGGGCGGCACCACCCCGACCCCGUGCUGCCCCCGUGCCGGCUGGGAGAGCGGCCGUGCUGCGGGAGGUGAAGUACUACCGCACGGAGCGCGGGGACGAGCGGCACAGCGACGCGCGCCACCGCAACACUGUGCUGGCCGGAGGAGAGGGGCAACCGAGACACCACCACCACUACGUGGGAGCCUCUGCCGGGAGAGACGAAGCGGUGGCCGACAGUGCCGGACCAACCACCACCGCUGCCACCACCACCACAACCACCAGGGCCACCACCACUACCACCACUACGCAGAGCACAACAACCACGACCCGGCCCACCACAACCACCGAGCCUCCGCCUGAACCGACCACAGAAGCACCAUCCUCCGCGUGCUACGGCACGCUGUCCACCGUGGCGGCGCCCGUGCAGCACAACAGCUACGGGCGCAGCGAGGGCGCCUGGAUGAAGGACCCGCUGGCGAGCGACGGGCGCAUCUUCGUCACCAACUACUACUACGGGAACAGCAUCGUGGAGUUCCGCGGCCUCGACAGCUUCAAGGAGGGCCGCUGGAGCAACAUCUACAAGCUGCCCUACAACUGGAUCGGCACGGGCCACGUGAUCUACAACGGCUCGCUCUUCUACAACCGCGCCUUCUCGCGCCACAUCAUCAAGUACGACCUGCGCGCACGCCUCCUCGCCUCGUGGGCCCUGCUGCCUGACGCCGUCUACGAGGAGACGACGCCCUGGCGCUGGCGCGGCCACUCGGACAUCGACUUCGCGGCCGACGAGACGGGGCUCUGGGUCAUCUACCCCUCGGUGGACGACGAGACGACGCGGGAGGACGUCAUCGUGCUGAGCCGCCUGAACGCGAGCGACCUGUCGACGCAGCGCGAGACCACGUGGCGCACGAGCCUGCGCCGGGGCCACUACGGCAACUGCUUCAUGGUGUGCGGCGUCCUCUACGCCGUCGACGAGUACAACCGGCGCAACGCCACGGUGUUCUAUGCGUACGACACCCACACGAGCACGCAGGUGGCCAUCCGCAUCCCCUUCACCAACGAGUUCGGCUACACCACGCAGAUCGACUACAACCCCGGGGACAAAGUCAUCUACGCCUGGGACAACGGCCGCCAGGUCACCUACAACGUCACCUUCAUCUACUGAGCGUCGGGCGCUCACUCGCUCGCGUGGCUUUGGCCCCGUCCUGCGUGGACGCGGGGAGGGGUGAUGGACCGCUUCUUGUUCGCGAGGCUCUGGCCACGCAACGUUCGAUGGGAGCUCGAAAAGCCCAUCUUCGCCGCUACUCUUUCCCCAGCGAGAUCGAGGGUCCCGGCCAAUGGAAUUUGACUCUCACGCUCACUGUGGCGCGCGACCGUGGCCACCGGGAACGGAACCAUGGGACGUGUCAUGUAGACUCAAUGCCUGAUUCACCAAUAUGAAGGAGGGUGGCGUCAUCAUGACAGCAAUUAGACCACUCCGCUACUCCUAACACGGUCAUUUAGCUCAACCACCUCAAUGCUAAAUAAUUGUUGUUCCUCUACACCAACAUCAUCCACAUGAAGGAGAAGUCACAGUGGUGGAGCCAAUUGCUCCGGGGAAGCUCCGUUGCAAUGGACCCCAAAGCUCAUUUGGGGCCUCCACUGACCCAGAUUCAAGCCCUGGACUGCAUCGGUGCCCUUUCUGUCUCCAUUGCCACGCAGGGAGCAGUACACUCUGCUGCAGACGGCCUUGGACAUUGCUGAUGGGGCAGAAUAGAUGUGGGGCUGAAAACAGUGUUGUCGCUUUAGGUGCCCAGUGGCCCCUUAGCCAGCGCUGUCUGUGAGACCACUGCGAGACGUGUGUUGGUGUUGUGCCAAAGACACUCUGCAACCCAACUGCCAAUGCCAUCGUUUUACAGAUCGCGCACUGAGAUCCAGUGCGGGUUUUCUGCGUGACGUGCACGGGGUGCGAACCAACGGAAUUUCGUUUUUUUAUGUAAACAACGUAAUUAGUAUCGGCCAAAUAUCGCAAUGCUAAAAUGUAAAAACUUGCAAGUUGCAAUUGGGAUUACACGCAGUAUCAGCAGCAGCAGCAUCUCGCUCCCCUACUGCGGAAACUUGGGGGAGGACCCCGCCUGAGAAUGAGCUUUGAGACUCAGCGAGACUUUCCUGGGUAAUCAAGCAUAGUAGUAGUCGUAGUAAUAAUAAAUACGUGGCUGACCGGCUUGUGGAGCUGGUAGCCGUGACAGGGUGCCGAGUUGGUAACUGCCGAGAUCCUGGGUUCGGGCCCUGAGACUGGGUGGGCUCUUCGCUGAGGCUGAUGGCCAUGGUCAGGGAUCUGAGCCAUCGCCCCCCCCCUCCCCCUUCGAGUGCCUGGGUUUUUCAGGAGUCCCACUCGCCAUCGGGGGAAGGAAGCAGCGUGGCAGGGCGACAGGUUGGGUGGCGCAGUGAUAGCCUGGGUUCGAUUCACGACUCGGGAGUAUGUACGUUUUUCCCCUCUCCUGCACGCUUCAGCUUCCUCCCACGGCUAACAGAAAAACAUUCAACCUAACUGACAUUAGCCAAACAUCCCAACGCUGCAAUAUUACCGACAAAUUACCGAGGUGAGAUUACGAAUAGCAACAUCGGAUUGCAGCUGCCCAGCCCGGUUAGUGGUGGCAUCAACCUGGAGAGGCCUCUGUUCGGCAGUAGAUAGAGAAUAGCUGCUGCUGAUCCUGUGCUUUUGUUCAUUUUGUGUAAGCGAGUCGUGCUGUUUCGUGCAUCUUGCUCGUUCAGUUUUGUACCGUUUAGAACGAAGUGCAGCUGCGGAAUUGUGACCCAUCAUCGUUAUGCCUUCCGUGGGCCACGUUCGCCGGAUCUCUCUCAUAGGCAAUGCGGAAAACCUGGACUGGACUCUUCAUGUGCCCUGGAAUUCAAAGUUGGCCCAUUAUGCGGUGACUUUAGUGAAGUUGUGUUUUUUAAAGGUUCCCACAUUUUUAGGGUUAUGGUUUCUCAAGGGGGCAUCGGCUAUGUAUGCACGUAUGUUGAACUUUUUUUGCACCGCACGUAGCCAACCGUACUAAUCGGAGUUGUGGGGCAAGGACAACAAACGAAACACAAAAAUCAGAUAUAAAGAAAUGCAUUUUAAAUCUCGAUUUAAAAGUGCAUGGCUCCAGUGGCUUCCUAAUAUCGGAAGGACGAGCGUUCCAGACGGCCGUAGACGCGCAUACCGAAAGCGCCGAGCGAACGCGGUCAACCGUCUUUCUUUGAUGGUCAGUCCAAAGCCGCUACGAAAGCGUCGGAGCUCUGUUCGAUACGCACUGCCCUCGCUGGACUACUACAGAUCAUUCAGGGACGACAGCCAGGGCCGUCCAGAGGUGGGUGGCGGAGGUGGGUGGGGAAGUUAAAGCGGCGAUUUGACCCGGGUCACACGCAACAAGAGGUGACCCACCAACAUGCCCGUUUGUUUCGUCACGUGGCCUCCGGGAACCUCUGGGCGGCCCUGGGGGACAGACUAGGUGCUGUCAUUAUUGAUAUUUCAUUUGUUUAAUAUUCACCACUCUCGUUUGCCUUUUUCACAUCUCUGCUGUGCGGAAAUUUUUUGCUCGGACCCACAUUUAAGAGACGUUUCUCCAUGUGUCGAGUCUCUGCACGUACCUAUUUUAUUAGUUUUUUUUUACAUGUCGUGUUAAAACGUCGAAAAGAAAGCCUCGUGUGGAUUGUGCAAGUAUUGCGUACGUGAGUUUUAAAUACAUUUAUAGUGUUCCACACGUGGCUGGGAGGUCCGGUUUGUCAUCGAUCAAACUCGAUCCAUUACGUUGGCGACACAUGCAUAACAUCGUGUAAGUGAAAAUGUUUGUUGUUGUAAGGGUUAUGCAAAUCGUCAGUAACUUAUAUUGCAAAUGUAACAGGCUAAUGGGACACAAACAAAUUAGAAAACGAUACGGUAGAAAUAGAAGAAAUUUGACAUGAACGAAGCGCAAAGGAUUGUGGGAUUCCACGUCCGAUCGUAGCGGGGUGCGAGAGCGUUUGAGGUCAAGGGGGGCUGUGAUCGCAAAUACAUGUUUUUCGUCGCGGGGAUGACACCAGCGUGGCCACAGCUGAGGGCCCCCGUCUGGCCGCAGGGCAUGCUGUUAUGUACGUACGUAUGUACGUUGAACUUCUUUCGCACUGUACGUAGCCAACCAUGCUAAUCGGAGGUGCGGGGGUGUCGGCACGCAUGGAGGGUCGCUGCACGGUCAGGAGCAGUGCUUCACAACUUGUUUUGUAUGGCCCCCACCGCCCCACGUGGCCCCCUAGAUUACGAAGGCCGCAGUACACAGAUCGCGUGUCCACGUCUCUAGCCAGUGCGGCAUGCAUUUCACGUUUUGUAUUGUUGUGUAUUGUGUUAGUAGGGCAUGCGUUUGACAUUCUGUAUUGGUGUGUAUUGUGUUAGUAGGGCAUGCGUUUCACGUUCUGUAUUGGUGUGUGUUGUGUUAGUAGGGCAUGGGUUUCAUGUUGUGUAUUGGUUUGUAUUGUGUUAGUAGGGCAUGCGUUUCACGUUCUGUAUUGGUGUGUGUUGUGUUAGUAGGGCAUGGGUUUCACGUUCUGUAUUGGUGUGUAUUGUGUUAGUAGGGCAUGGGUUUCACGUUCUGUAUUGGUGUGUUUUGUGUUAGUAGGGCAUGGGUUUCACGUUCUGUAUAGGUGUGUAUUGUGUUAGUAGGGCAUGGGUUUCACGUUGUGUAUUGGUGUGUAUUGUGUUAGUAGGGCAUGGGUUUCACGUUCUGUAUUGGUGUGUAUUGUGUUAGUAGGGCAUGCGUGUCACGUUCUGUAUUGGUGUGUUUUGUGUUAGUAGGGCAUGGGUUUCACGUUCUGUAUAGGUGUGUAUUGUGUUAGUAGGGCAUGGGUUUCACGUUUUGUAUUGGUGUGUAUUGUGUUAGUAGGGCAUGGGUUUCACGUUCUGUGUUGGUGUGUAUUGUGUUAGUAGGGUAUGGGUUUCACGUUCUGUAUUGGUGUGUAUUGUGUUAGUAGGGCAUGCGAUUCACGUUCUGUAUUGGUGUGUAUUGUGUUAGUAGGGCAUGGGUUUCACGUUCUGUAUUGGUGUGUAUUGUGUUGAUAGGGCAUGCAUUUCACAUUCUGUAUUGGUGUGUAUUGUGUUAGUAGGGCAUGCAUUGCACGUUGUGUAUUGGUGUGUAUUGUGUUAGUAGGGCAUGGGUUUCACGUUCUGUAUUUGUGUGUAUUGUGUUAGUAGGGCAUGGGUUUGUCGUUGUGUAUUGGUGUGUAUUGUGUUAGUAGGACAUGCAUUUCACGUUCUGUAUUGGUGUGUAUUGUGUUAGUAGGGCAUGCGUUUCACGUUGUGUAUUGGUGUAUAUUGUGUUCAUAGGGCAUGUGUUUGACGUGUAUUAGUGUUUUUUAGUAAGGCAUGCAUUUGACGUUGCAUGUUAGUGUUUUUUUUGCAAGGAAUGCGUUUCACGUUGUGUAUUUGUGUGUUUCGUCACCGCAGCGCUGAACUGGCGUUCCCCACGCACGUUCAAAAUGUUUCCGGCACGGUAUCCAUGCCGCAACCCAGGGAGGGUCGCCCCACGGGUUGAGAAUCACUGCUUUAGAUAAAUAGUUGAUCAUGCAAUCCUGGCUCUGCGUUCAGACUCUGUCUGCACGUUGAGCUGUGUGUGUGGUUAACACGGGAAUCAAAUGAGCGGACAAGGUGAUUUUCUGGCACUGUGUGUGCGAUUAACCUCAUCUGCAUUUCCCUCUGGAUGCAAAUGUGCCCCAGUGACGCGUGACUCAGUGACACGUGACUCAGUGACGCGUGACACGUGACUCAGUGACGCGUGACCCAGUGACACGUGACUCAGUGACACAUGACACGUGACUCAGUGACGCGUGCCCCAGUGCCGUGUGACCAAGUGACACGUGACCCAGUGACGCAUGACACGUGACUCAGUGACGCGUGCCCCAGUGCGCGUGACCAAGUGACACGUGACCCAGUGACGCAUGACCCAGUGACAUGACUCUGCUGUAUUUUCAAGAGCACAGCCAUCACAAUGCUCACCAAAGUAACAUGUUACUUGUUGAACUUUCAUUGCACAAAAGCGCAACAAAGGGCUAUUCCUUCUAAACUCGCUUAUGCACCAUUAUGUCAGUAGUGUAGCAGGGCUAUACCACACUGAUGAUGUCUCAUAGACAAGGAGCUGCGUUCAUACGGCUGUGAUAAUCCUUUAUCAUCACUCAACAUAGGCUACCCGCUAGGCCACUAGCCUGUGCUUGUGUAUGUACGCAUGUUGUUAUGGAUAGUUCCCAUGAUGCUUUGUAGCUUGGCCAUCCGUUACCUAAGUGUACAUUAUAACGUUCUGAAAUAAAGGGAAUUCAGAUGUUUUUGUUGCUGUUCUAUCUCAGAUAAAAAAAAUACUAAUUUUCCUCUGCUGUAAGUUUUAUGUCAUUAAAUUUCU